CUCUGGAUUCAGCCAACGCUACCCAGGAAGGAAACUUCAAAACUCCUUGGACCUGCCCAAUAUAUUAUGUCAGCUGUCAAUGACACCAAAUUCAAAUCUGCAGUGUUCCUUCUCACCGGGAUACCUGGCCAGGAAGACGUCCAUCUCUGGAUCUCUAUCCCCUUCUGCUUAAUGUAUGUUAUUUCAAUAGUAGGAAAUUCACUCAUUCUCUUCAUUAUAAAAACAGAUCCAAGCCUCCAUGAGCCCAUGUACAUUUUCCUUUCCAUGUUGGCCCUCACAGACCUUGGUUUAUCAAUAGCCACCAUACCCACGAUACUGGGCAUAUUCUGGUUUAACUCCAAGUUGAUCAGCCUCAAUGCCUGUUUUGCACAGCUGUUCUUCAUCCACACACUUUCGUUCAUUGAAUCCUCCGUGCUUUUGGUGAUGGCCUUUGACCGCUUUGUUGCGAUCCAUGACCCCCUGAGAUAUGUUUCUAUCUUAACCCUGCCAAGAAUAUCCAAGAUGGGACUGGUGUGUGUGCUAAGAGGGGUGGCCUUAAUAUUCCCACUCCCCUUUCUCCUGAAUCGGUUCCGAUACUGUCGAGCCAAUGUCCUCUCCCAUUCCAACUGCCUGCACCAAGAAGUCAUGAAGAUGGCUUGUUCAGAUAUCACAAUCAACAGCAUCUAUGGCUUGUUCAUAAUAGUCUCCACAGUGGGGUUGGACUCACUGCUCAUCCUCCUAUCUUAUGUGAUGAUCCUCAAAACAGUGCUGAGCAUUGCGUCUCAUGUGGAGCGCGUCAGAGCCCUGAACACCUGUGUCUCCCACUUUUGCGCUGUCCUGCUCUUCUACACACCAAUGAUCGGCCUUUCUGUGUUACACAGAUUUGGGAAGAGCUCUCCUCCCUUGCUUCAGAUUCUCCUGGGCUAUGUCUACCUGCUGGUUCCGCCCCUUAUGAACCCAAUCGUGUACAGCGUGAAAAGCAAACACCUUCGUGCGAGGAUAAUUAGGGUGUUCAUCAAGUGA
This is a messenger RNA of Terrapene triunguis (Three-toed box turtle), 1002 nucleotides long. Its product is annotated as olfactory receptor 51G2-like. Lineage: Eukaryota; Metazoa; Chordata; Testudines; Emydidae. Gene Ontology annotation, cellular component: membrane. The coding region runs from base 67 to 1002 and encodes 311 amino acids. Gene Ontology annotation, biological process: G protein-coupled receptor signaling pathway. The record is from RefSeq and is a predicted model, not a curated record. Gene Ontology annotation, molecular function: G protein-coupled receptor activity; olfactory receptor activity. The transcript is spliced from 2 exons.